Cuscuta campestris is the source of this 1566-nucleotide messenger RNA. Lineage: Eukaryota; Viridiplantae; Streptophyta; Magnoliopsida; Solanales; Convolvulaceae. The record is from the annotation of a GenBank genome assembly.
ACCAUGUCACAUUUUAUUCAUUAUAAAUGUUUAUAUGUUUGAAUGUAUGUUUGUACGAUAUUCACUAGUGUAUGUGCACGACACAUGCCAUAGGUGAAAUCAUGUUUAAAAUCCCUCGUAAUAUUAAGUUUGUGCCUUCCGACGCUUACUCACUUGUCGAUACCAAUUUCGACCAGUCAACGGACAUGCCAAAGCGGGACGCCUGGUUUACAUUGAUGUCUAAUAACAACCAUAACCUCACUCUUCGCUCGAUCCUCGACAAAGAUAAGUUGACCGGCUCUAACUUCUUAGACUGGCAAAGAAACCUCGUUAUCGUUCUUCGACUCGAGAAGAUAGAAUACGUGCUCGAACAAGCCAUCCCACCUGUCCCGGCCACCAAUGCUUCUAGAGCUAUCAAAGAUACUUAUGAGAAGCAUGUUAAUGAUGACAAUGAGGUGGCAUGUCUCAUGUUGGCUACGAUGACUUCUGACCUUCAGAAACAUCACGAGAGUAUGAAGGCGUACGAUAUGAUCAUACACCUAAGACAGCUCUACCAAGGACAAGCUAGGCAUGAGAGAUUCCAAAUCUACAAAGCUCUCUUUAGUUGCAAGUUGUCAGUUGGAAAUCCCGUUGGUCCGCAUGUUCUCAAGAUGAUUGGCUACGUCCAAACUCUUGAGAAGUUGGGUUUCGAACUAAGGACUGAACUUGCGACUGAUCUAAUUCUGCAAUCGUUGCCUGAGUUAUACAAGCAGUUUGUGGUUAAUUACAAGAUUCAUGAACUCCAUAAACCACUGCCAGAACUUUUGAAGAUGCUGCAAACUGGUGAAGAGAGCUUGACAAAAGGAAAGGGGAAUUCUGUCCUUCUAGUUCAAGGAGGAAAAGGCAAGAAGAAGUUCAAAAGGAAAAGAAGAAUGGGCCUACAUGCAAGGGUAACACCGAGCCAAAGUCCAAUUCUUCCAAGCUCAAGCCUAAAGGUGGAGUGGCUAAAGAUUCCAUUUGUCAUCACUGUGGUGAAGUUGGCCACUGGAAAAGGAAUUGCAAGCAGUAUUUGGCAACCAAGAAAAAGGGUGAAGCUUCUGCUUCAGGAACUGAAGAGAAGGAGUGUUGAUCUUGAAGAUGCAAGGAAAAGAAAGAAAAAGAGAGACAGAGGAACGAUAUACGGAGCUAACCGCCAGGGGAGACCGGGAACGAAACCGACGGAACAGAGCUGGACGCGGAGGAAGGAGACCGCCACUAGGGAGCCGCUCCACCAUCGGCCUCCGCCGCUUGCGUCACGGGAAAACAGCCCCGCCACCGUCUGCCAAUUUGACUUCCUUGUCCGUUGAAUUGUUUUGUUUAAUUCGUCAGUUAAUCGAGGUAACAGGAACGAUGAAUAAUGAGACGGUCUUGGAGGCAGCGAGGGCGAAGAGAUGGAUGGAUGCUAGCUGGAGGAGUUAUCUAAUUUAAUAUUCAAGUUUGAAUUAUUAUAUUUUUAAGGGCAACAACCCAAAGAUGUAUUUUGAUUAAGUACUUAAAGGCUUCCGCACCGUUUUGAUUAACUCUGAUGGAUGUUUAGAUAUUGUUUUGAAAUAAAUGUUUUAAAUUGUU